Molecule: messenger RNA, 588 nt
Organism: Lentinula edodes (shiitake mushroom)
Lineage: Eukaryota; Fungi; Basidiomycota; Agaricomycetes; Agaricales; Omphalotaceae
Exons: 4
Coding region: 1-588 (195 amino acids)
Source: RefSeq, a predicted model, not a curated record
AUGAUUUUCCACGAGGUUCUACGAGGAAAAACGGAGAUAGGGAAAUGGUCGAUGAAAAUGCUCGACUCCAUGUUUUGCGAAGAAGCGGAAUCUGUCCAUAAUUCAUGCGUACCAAGGUUAUGGCUGCGCCGUGCAAACCAGGCGGACACUCGUAGAUUGAGGGAGACGGAAAAGGACCGCAAGGCCCGAUGCUCGUUGUCUCAUGGUCCUCUGACCUCGAAUGGUACUCCAAAGGUCUGGGACCUGCAUAGGAAAUGGUCGAUGAAAAUGCUCGACUCCAUGUUUUGCGAAGAAGCGGAAUCUGUCCAUAAUUCAUGCGUACCAAGGUUAUGGCUGCGCCGUGCAAACCAGGCGGACACUCGUAGAUUGAGGGAGACGGAAAAGGACCGCAAGGCCCGAUGCUCGUUGUCUCAUGGUCCUCUGACCUCGAAUGGUACUCCAAAGGUCUGGGACCUGCAUAACAAAAUAUAUAUCUGUGGAGGUCAAGGAGGUCGUAAUAAUUAUGUAGUCAGUUCGACGGUUUUCAGCGUUGGUACCUGGAGGUGGGGAGUGGGGACCUGUGGGAACCGAGAGUCGGCGAGGGGCUGA